This is a messenger RNA of Odocoileus virginianus texanus, 8277 nucleotides long. It is a transcript of the gene MYO6, whose product is annotated as myosin VI. Gene Ontology annotation, molecular function: microfilament motor activity; actin filament binding; ATP binding. Gene Ontology annotation, cellular component: cytoplasm; endocytic vesicle; actin cytoskeleton. NCBI's taxonomy places the organism in Eukaryota, Metazoa, Chordata, Mammalia, Artiodactyla, Cervidae. The record is from RefSeq and is a predicted model, not a curated record. Gene Ontology annotation, biological process: vesicle transport along actin filament; inner ear auditory receptor cell differentiation; endocytosis.
CCCCACCCUCCAGCCUCACCGGCGACAGGUAGCCCCGUCGCCGCGCACCUGCCCUCGCGUCCGCACCGGAGGUCGUGGAUAGCUCCCUUCGAAAAUGGAGGACGGAAGGCCCGUGUGGGCCCCGCACCCCACAGAGGGGUUUCAGAUGGGCAACAUCGUGGAUAUUGGCCCUGACAGCUUAACCAUUGAACCCCUAGGUCAAAAAGGCAAGACAUUUUUGGCUCUCAUAAACCAAGUGUUCCCUGCAGAAGAGGACAGUAAAAAAGAUGUGGAAGAUAACUGUUCAUUAAUGUAUUUAAAUGAAGCCACACUACUCCAUAAUAUCAAAGUUCGAUACAGUAAAGACAGAAUUUACACCUAUGUGGCCAACAUUCUGAUUGCAGUGAACCCAUACUUUGACAUACCUAAAAUCUAUUCUUCAGAUGCAAUAAAGUCGUACCAAGGAAAAUCCCUUGGGACAAUGCCACCUCAUGUGUUUGCAAUUGCUGAUAAGGCUUUUCGAGACAUGAAGGUGCUCAAGAUGAGUCAGUCCAUCAUUGUAUCUGGAGAAUCAGGAGCUGGCAAAACAGAAAAUACAAAAUUUGUUCUAAGAUAUCUGACUGAAUCCUAUGGAACCGGUCAAGAUAUUGAUGAUAGAAUUGUUGAAGCUAACCCACUCUUAGAAGCUUUUGGAAAUGCAAAAACUGUUCGCAACAAUAAUAGCAGUCGAUUUGGGAAAUUCGUAGAAAUACAUUUCAAUGAAAAGAGUUCAGUUGUUGGAGGAUUUGUUUCACAUUAUCUUCUAGAGAAAUCUAGGAUCUGUGUUCAAGGCAAAGAGGAAAGGAAUUAUCAUAUCUUUUAUAGGUUGUGUGCUGGUGCUUCUGAAGAUAUUAGGGAAAGACUUCAUCUGAGCUCUCCAGAUAAUUUUCGGUAUUUAAACCGAGGCUGCACUAGAUACUUUGCUAACAAAGAAACUGACAAACAGAUUUUACAGAACCGAAAAACUCCUGAGCAUCUUAAGGCAGGUUCCUUGAAAGAUCCUUUGUUGGAUGACCAUGGAGAUUUUAUUAGAAUGUGCACAGCCAUGAAAAAGAUUGGCUUGGAUGAUGAAGAAAAGCUUGAUCUGUUCCGGGUAGUAGCUGGUGUCCUUCACCUUGGGAAUAUUGAUUUUGAGGAAGCUGGCAGCACUUCAGGUGGUUGUAAUCUGAAGAAUAAAUCUACUCAGUCAUUGGAAUAUUGUGCUGAAUUACUGGGUCUGGAUCAAGAUGAUCUUCGUGUAAGUUUAACUACAAGAGUCAUGCUGACAACAGCAGGGGGCACCAAAGGAACAGUGAUAAAGGUACCCCUGAAAGUGGAACAGGCGAACAAUGCCCGGGACGCCUUGGCAAAGACUGUCUAUAGCCAUCUUUUUGAUCGCGUGGUCAACAGAGUAAACCAGUGUUUUCCUUUUGAAACAUCGUCCUAUUUUAUUGGAGUCCUGGAUAUUGCUGGGUUUGAGUACUUUGAACAUAACAGUUUUGAACAAUUUUGUAUCAACUAUUGUAAUGAAAAGCUUCAGCAGUUUUUUAAUGAAAGGAUUCUGAAGGAGGAACAAGAACUCUAUCAAAAGGAAGGUUUAGGGGUGAAUGAAGUGCAUUAUGUGGAUAAUCAGGACUGUAUAGAUUUAAUUGAAGCAAAAUUAGUGGGAAUAUUGGAUAUUUUGGACGAAGAAAAUCGCCUUCCCCAGCCAAGUGAUCAGCACUUCACAUCUGCAGUUCACCAGAAGCACAAAGACCAUUUCCGACUUUCUAUUCCUAGAAAGUCUAAGCUGGCAGUUCACAGGAACAUCCGAGAUGAUGAAGGCUUCAUCAUCAGGCAUUUUGCCGGGGCAGUGUGCUAUGAAACAACUCAGUUUGUGGAAAAAAAUAAUGACGCUUUACAUAUGUCUCUUGAGUCCUUAAUAUGUGAAUCCAGGGAUAAAUUUAUCCGGGAACUAUUUGAAUCGUCCACAAAUAACAACAAAGACACUAAACAAAAAGCAGGAAAACUUAGCUUCAUCAGUGUGGGAAACAAGUUCAAGACACAGUUAAAUUUGCUUCUGGAUAAACUUCGAAGUACAGGAGCAAGCUUUAUUCGCUGUAUCAAGCCUAAUUUAAAGAUGACAAGCCAUGACUUUGAAGGAGCUCAAAUUUUGUCUCAACUUCAAUGUUCAGGUAUGGUGUCUGUCUUGGACUUGAUGCAAGGCGGUUUCCCAUCACGAGCUUCAUUUCAUGAACUCUACAACAUGUAUAAAAAGUAUAUGCCAGAUAAACUUGCACGAUUAGAUCCAAGACUAUUUUGUAAGGCUCUUUUUAAAGCUUUGGGCUUAAAUGAAGUCGACUACAAGUUUGGGUUGACUAAAGUAUUUUUUAGACCUGGCAAGUUUGCAGAGUUUGAUCAGAUUAUGAAGUCUGACCCUGACCACUUAGCAGAGCUGGUCAAGAGGGUCCACCACUGGCUAAUCUGCAGUCGCUGGAAGAAGGUCCAGUGGUGCUCGCUGUCCGUCAUCAAACUGAAAAACAAAAUAAAAUAUCGAGCUGAAGCCUGCAUUAAAAUGCAGAAAACUGUUCGAAUGUGGCUUUGCAAAAGGAGACACAAACCUCGCAUUGAUGGCCUGGUUAAGGUGGGCACACUGAAGAAACGACUUGAUAAAUUUAAUGAAGUAGUAAGUGUAUUGAAAGAUGGAAAACCAGAGAUGAAUAAACAGGUCAAGAACCUUGAAAUUUCUAUUGAUGCUUUAAUGGCCAGAAUUAAGUCCACGAUGAUGACAAGGGAACAAAUACAGAAAGAAUAUGAUGCUCUAGUUAAAAGCUCAGAGGUCCUUCUCAGCGCAUUACAGAAAAAAAAGCAGCAGGAAGAAGAAGCAGAAAGGCUGAGGCGCAUUCAAGAAGAAAUGGAAAAAGAAAGAAAAAGGCGUGAAGAAGAUGAACAACGUCGAAGAAAGGAGGAGGAGGAAAGAAGGAUGAAACUUGAGAUGGAAGCAAAGAGAAAACAAGAAGAAGAAGAAAGAAAGAAAAGGGAAGAUGAUGAAAAACGUAUUCAGGCAGAGGUGGAGGCGCAGCUGGCCCGGCAGCGGGAGGAGGAGUCCCAGCAGCAGGCGGUUCUGGAGCAGGAGCGCCGGGACCGAGAGCUGGCGCUGCGCAUCGCCCGGAGCGAGGCGGAGCUCAUCAGCGAGGAGGCGCAGGCCGACCCGGCGGUGCUGCGCAGAAUUAAUGGAACAAGACGCACAAUGACACCGGAGCAAAUGGCGAAAGAGAUGUCAGAAAUUUUGAGUAGAGGCCCUGCUGUGCAAGCCACGAAGGCGGCUGCUGGUACCAAGAAGCAUGACCUCAGUAAGUGGAAGUACGCAGAGCUCCGUGACACCAUCAAUACUUCUUGUGAUAUUGAGCUCCUGGCAGCUUGCAGAGAAGAAUUUCAUAGGCGACUAAAAGUGUAUCAUGCUUGGAAAUCCAAGAACAAGAAGAGAAAUACUGAAACAGAACAGCGUGCUCCAAAGUCUGUUACUGAUUAUGAUUUUGCACCAUUUUUGAACAAUUCACCUCAGCAGAACCCGGCAGCCCAGCUCCCUGCCAGGCAGCAGGAGAUCGAGAUGAACCGACAGCAGCGUUUCUUCCGCAUCCCAUUCAUCCGCCCCGCGGACCAGUACAAAGACCCGCAGAAUAAGAAGAAAGGCUGGUGGUAUGCCCAUUUUGAUGGACCAUGGAUUGCCCGGCAGAUGGAGCUUCAUCCUGACAAGCCACCCAUCCUCCUCGUGGCUGGGAAGGACGACAUGGAGAUGUGUGAGCUGAAUCUUGAAGAGACAGGCCUGACUCGAAAGCGCGGUGCUGAGAUUCUGCCAAGACAGUUCGAAGAAAUCUGGGAGCGCUGCGGAGGCAUCCAGUAUCUCCAGAGUGCAAUCGAGAGCAGGCUGGCCAGACCCACGUAUGCCACGGCCAUGCUGCAGAAUCUGUUAAAGUAGAAGGUGCGCUAACCUUGCAGCUGGGAGCCCUGGCCUUGGCACUAGGUAGGGAGUGCGCCCCAGAGAUUGACCCCUCCUGCAAUCAAGUUAGGAUUACUUACACAAAGUGAACAGGUUUUACUAAUCAUGGCUUUUUGUUAAUUUAAGGUUUAUUAUGGUAGUGACUUUGGGACCGAAAAAUUGUUUUCCUGUAUCCAGCUGUAACUGUUAGACCUCUCAUCAUCAUCAUUGUGAUACUUGUUACACUUGGACAGACUCUGACAUCUCUCUCUCUUUGCCAACAGACUACCUUAAAUCCAUUUUAAUUGUUUGCUAGGAAAAGAAGUUUAUUUUUAAAAAAUGCAGAAUUCUUGUUUUUUAAGAAGGCCACAGUACCAUAAAACUGGAAUAAAGAAAACUUAAAUUCAGUUUUCUUACUACAGUCAAGGCACUUAGAGUGAUCAAGGCACUGGUGUUUUUUAUCUGAAAGCUGUAUCCUUCCUUCACUAACUUUUUCAGAAAUUCAUGGACGUUUCCAUCACAGUUGGAAAUUUGUAUUUUCCCCCCUAUUUUGCAAUGUCUUAGUUUGAGUAAAGCAAUUUACCUGAAGUUCUAGAAUUCUGGAGAGAGCCUUGAUAUGUCUGAUAAAAUCUUUGAUAGAGAAGGUACAUAGUAUCCUGCACGGAUUUGUUUUGCUUUUCUAUCACUUUGUGUUGCUAUAAGAAUAUGUUCUUACACUCCAUGAACAAAUAAAGGAAAUUUGGAUCGUUUAAAUGCUUGAAAGUUUUGAGAUAACUUUUGUUUCAUUUAGGAAAAAAAAUGAGUUUUAGGUGGCAGUUUGGCUUAACUGACUGAAUUCAGAUAUUCUUUCAGUUUCAUCUCAGUUGCAAUUUUGUAUCAGAAUCUUGUCCAAGUUGUUUCAUGUGAUUUUAAUGUAGUGUUCUGCUUCAAGACACUCCUGUUUUUAAAAAAAAAAAUUCCUUUUGUCUUUUUUGGCCUUUGAGAUUCUGGUAAUUGUAGAGCUCUUUUAUAAGCUUUGUAAUUCAAAAACCCUCUACUUAGAAAUUGCUUGUUUCAUGUAACUGAUAAUUUAAAAAAAUGCUUUUGUUUGUGUGCUGUUUAGUUUUGAUCAAAUGUCAGCAGUUUCAAGCCUACUAUUUCUAACUUUCAUAUUAGGAAUUUGGAAACAGAAAUACAUCAAGGAGUUAUGUUGACAUAAUCCUAAGAAGUCUUGUUUGUAUUUUAGAAUAAAAUUAGAAAAUAAAAUUAUUCUCUAUACCUUUUUUCCCUGAUGUUCAAAGACUCUAAACCUUUGAAAUGAAUUUCCAGUAAUUUUUUUUUUCUCCUCGAAAGAGCCACCUCAGUUAGGAAAGUAUUUCUCAGCUGACUAGAUUAGAGCUUGUAAGCCAGACACUGUUUUCGGAAUUGCUUCUCUCAUAAUAUGUCCUGGUGUAGAGAUGUUUAUUUAUUAUGACACUGUGCAAAUAAUGGUCUUCUGCUAAAGAAAUUAAACGGCCCUGUCUGUCCUGUUGAGAAUGUCAAUGUGAUCGUCCUUUGAAAGCUGUGUUACUGGGUGGACUCACCCACCCUGGGUCAUGCAAUCCCUGUGAUUUGGUGACAGAAGGUCUGGUUACUGAAAAUAAAUAUGUCCUCUUCUUCCUCUUCUCUUCACUUGCCUCUAACUGGUGUUUUUAUUUGUAUAGAAUAGUGAAGGAUAAGCUUUUCUUCUUAACUGGUAGCAAGUAGAGUCCUGGAAGAAAAUUUAGCAAUCAAAUAGAUUUUUAAUGCCUUGCGCCUUUAGUACUGUUUCCAGAAACAGUAUUAUGUAUGUCCGAGAUCCAUGCGGGCACUUGAUGGACAGCUAAUCACACAGGGUGAUUUAUGGGAAUGAGAGAACUUCAAGUUGUGAAGAAUUUGGGAAACGUAUCACAGCCGGUGUCCAUCUCAAGCCCAGAACUUAACUUAGUGCUCUUGAGUGCAGUUUACUUUUGUUUUUACAGCUCAAAUCCUGUCCAAAAGUUUCUUUGGAAUGAUGUCAUAGAUCAUUAUCUAGGCUUUGGAAGUCUUUAGUCACUCAAAGGGUUUAUGAAAUGGGCCUGACCUUUAUGCUCUUUGAAUCACUGAAGGGUACAGAAAAAAGUCUAGCUAAGAAAUAAUAAUUGAGUAUUUUUUUAAAAAGAAAUAUAUCACAGCAAAGCAUUGUUACAGAUCUUUAUAGUGUUUUACUUUAGUAGCUGAUAAAAUUAUAGUCAGUCUUAAGCCUGAAGUCAUUUUAUUGCUAAUUGUGUUACACAGCUGUCCUAGAACACAUCUAUUUUAAGUAGUCUCCUGAGUUAGUUCUGACUCCAGGAGACCUGCCCUAGUUCAGAUAGACUUCCAGUCACCUCCACAUAACAGCUUCACACACGCAGAAGCCCCUUUGCUGGAGAAGCCUAGGACCCUUCAUCCUUUGACGGAAAUAGUGGAGGUGGCCUUCUGAAAAAUGUGGAUGCAGCUUCUUACAGUGUUCGCAGUCAAACCCAGAAAUGCCAGAUGAAAACCGGAUGAAUCAAAUGUAAAUUUAAAUUUUAAUCAGUCAUUUUAAUUGGGAUAUAAAAUUAGAAGUUUAAACCAGCAUGCUCUACAUUAAGAACCAAUUCUUCUUAAUGCUUGUCUUGCUCAAUACCAGUUCCUUCCUUAGCAUAUGCUUUGUAAAGGUAGACGUCCAUAAAAUAUUAAAACUGAGAAAACAAAGUUUUCACAUUCAGCUGUAAUGGAAUUCCUAAUUCAUUAACACAUUUAAGACACAUAUUGCGAGUUAUGGGUAGGCUCCAAGAGAAAGUUUCUCUAAUACUCACGUGUUAAGAGAGAAGUGAGUUUCCUUAGUUGUAAGGUUGAGUAGAUGGCACCGUCUCAAAGGAUAACAGGAAGAGAUAGAAGAGUGCCUUAGGAGCACAGGCCCUCACAAAAGACAUUCUGUUGUAACUUACCUUCUGCUUCCUAUAGUGACUUUUUACAGGUCAUUCUUUCCGGUAACAUAGUGAACACUUUUGCAGACAGCAAAACGAAAGAUCAUAUCAGAUCACAAAAGAAAAUAGCAUCUUAUGUGGAACACAAGUGGUAUUUGUGAAAACUUAGAGAAUAGAAACUCACAGGCGCAAAGAAUAAUGAGGAUUUUGUAGUUUUAUUAAUUGGAUUUUUAAAAAGCUAUUUUCAUUCACAGGUUAUUGCAAUGGUUCUCAGGGGAUCCAAAUAGGUAGGUCUUUGGUUUCUUCACCUGAACCACCUUGAGAGUACUGGAUCAGUAGAAUAAAUAGUAUUGGAUGAAUCGGUCAGUGAAUUAUUACAGUGUUAGUGGUAGACUUGACUGCUUUUACGGAAGAGGUUAACAGGGAUCCAGACAACUCAAGUAAUUGAGUUCUAGACUGUGAAACAGAGAGAAAUGCCUUCACGCCACUCGUGGAGCACGGAAUCAAAGCAAGCAGACUUCUUUGAGUAAGUCCUGGGGUUUGCAGAGGGUUGCCCCCCCGUCACUCCCCAUCUUCAGAAGGGGUGGCAGCUUUUGUCUGUGUCGCAUAGCCAGCAGUAACAAUUACUGACUUUUUAUUUCUCCUCGAAGAUAAACUAACAAGGGAGGGCAGGGCAGAGAAUACCUAAAAAUUACAGUAAGGACAAGCAGGGGCAGGGGUCAGGGGCAGCUAGAACAGUAAGGAGAGAGAAGAGUGAUGGGAGAGGAAGAACAGGGAUGCAUCCUGAAGAGCUGCACGCCAGGCGGAAAGCACUGAGGCGGGGUAGGGGGCCUGGUACUCCUGGAUCCUCCCCAGGUUUUAGAAUGAACUGUAUGCAGUAGAAGAGCGGAGCCCAUGGACCUAUUGAGCCUGGACUGAGGCAGGCCUGGUGUAGAUAUUCUUAGCAUAUAAAAUGGCAUGCUGGGGAAGGCCAGUAGACAUUGUGUGCAUAAGCCUUGUGGAAGGAUGACAUAGAGAUCCUUUGAGAGGUCAGGCCUACCCAUUCCUGGACCAGAUCUGGAGGACAGUGAAGUUCAAGUCAAAUCAGUGUAGUCUUCCUUCCCCAUGACUAACCUCAUGUAUGAAGUCAGCUUGGUUGUCGUAGUCUUCAACAGGAGAUAACCAGGAAGAAGUUCACAUCAAAAAGAAAAUCUUUAGUCUUAAUUUUUACCUGUACCAGACUCUUACCUUCAGAUCUAAGUAGGUAUAUUACUUGGCUGUUUUCGUUUUGAAAAUUCAAUGAAUUAUAUCUGUUACUUAAUUUUUCCUUAUUUCCGAAAGAUGUGUAUCUGACACUGUCCUAAAAUACUGAUGUACUGGAAAUACAAAUAAUAAAUACUUUCUAUGUAGAACUUC